Messenger RNA from Numida meleagris (helmeted guineafowl), 1122 nucleotides. RefSeq names its product family with sequence similarity 180 member A (gene FAM180A). The transcript has 3 exons. Bases 73 to 591 code for a protein of 172 amino acids. The record is from RefSeq and is a predicted model, not a curated record. Lineage: Eukaryota; Metazoa; Chordata; Aves; Galliformes; Numididae.
UCCUGAAAAGAAGGGAGGUAGGAAAGAAAGAAGCUAAUAUAAUAGCUAGACAUACAUAUUUCAAAGAAAAGGAUGCUUUGGAAGAUUUUGCUGCUGCUGCUGUUCUAUUAUAGUGCUCAUGCCACUGUAACCUACAGAUGGAGCAGAGCUAUGCUUUACCCAGCUGCUCAACGGUUGAAGAGGUCCUCAGCUGCCUUCCUUAAUCCAGUGCUACAAAACUCCCUGGAAGAUGUGGCGCUGCUUUAUGAGUUUCUUUUAGCUGAGCUUGACAUUGACAAAGGUCAGAGAAUCUCCAUCAAAGAUGAGGAGCUGGCUUCGCUGAGGAAGGCUGCUGAGUUUGACACCAUCUGCAAUGAGAUUAUUCCCAAGAGCAUCACAGAGAUCCGCAGGCUGAGUAGCAGGCUGUCCUCUUACCCAAGAGUUCUCAAGAAAGAAGACUUUGAAAGGACAGUGCUGACCAUGGUCUACACAGCCUACAGGGCUGCUCAGUCCCAGGGACACCAGAAGGACACUUGGGCAGAAUCCUUUGUCAAUCUUUACAAAGCCCUGAAGCACGACUUGAUGUUCCCAUACAACAAAGAGACAUCAUAGAAGGAGACUCAAAACAGCAACUACUCAGCCACCUCUUCUGGCUGAUAAGGGGCACACGUAGCACGUCCACCACUUUAUUCUAUAAAAGGUUUAAUAGCCUGCUUCAUGAGAGAUUAUUUGUUUUCUAGCUCCCUCUUGUGGAAUUCACUUUAUAGAUACAUGUUAAACGGGGAAAAAAAUUGUCUUCAAUCUCCCCAGUUUUUUUGUUUUAUUUUGUUAUGGCUUUGAGGCAUUUCUGUAAAAGGAAAACAAGGAAGUCUGGUGUAUAUUCCAGACAGAUAUGCCUUUAUUUUAUCUGUGUGUUUCAUAUAAACAAUGCAUAAGAAUGCAACGUUUAUGCUCACAUAGCUGUGUGCAUGUGCUGGAGAAUGCUGCUUUCCUCGCUGGGGAAAUAACUUCAUAUUUCAGCUGCCCAGUAAAAGAAUACUAAAAAGAGAUGCAAAGGCUCUCUGUAUAAGGAAAAGGUUUCAUAACUGUCAGCCUCCAGAAAUUAUGGCAAAUAUAUGCAUUCCAAAUAUUCCUGUAAAUAAG